GUUGUUAAUUUGUCGAGUUUUAUGCGAGCGAAAAUUAAACAUUUAUUUCAAUAUUCUAUCAAGUAUUAACAGAUUAAAAGCGUAGAACAACAUGCCACGAACAAAAAUCAAUCGUAAUGCUCUCAGCAAUAAAAGAUUACGAGAAAACACGGCUGAUUUAGAAGAAAUUUUAAGAGAAUAUGAUAUUGAAGUGGAAAACUCAAUUCAACAACUUCAAUCGGGAUACAACAAACAGAUGAGAGAAAUAACAGCAUUAUUCGAAGAACUUAGAAGCUCAUGUUCUGAUGACAUCUUGAAGACAAAAAUUCGAGAUUUGAAGAAUGUUAAAGACAUCAAUGAAUUAAUGGUUGUUGAGAAAAUGAGCAAUUUGAAUGCUACACUUAAAGAUACUUGUCACAAAGCUGAUGAAGGCUACGUUACAGAAGCUAUCAGCAAUAAGAGUCGCAUUACGUCUGGAUCUGAAAACGGAUCUGUCUGUCAAAAACAGGGAUUGGAACUUAGUCAGAACAUUUCAGUUAUCGGAUCCUUGAGAAAAACGAAGACACGUCGUCGAAGCCAAUCAGUGUCCAGUAUCGUUCAGGAGAAAGCAUACGUUACUCCAGGACCGAGAGUUAUGAUGACCUCAUCAAAAGGAAGAACUCCAUUGCAACAGCAAAAUCAACAAGGAACUCACACAUCUCGUUCAAAGUAUCGCACUCCAAUGAGUAGCGCUUUGCGCCAAAAAGCGGCUAGUGUUGAUCGUCUUAACUGCAUCACACCGAGAGUUAAUCCAAACAGGCCAAUCUCCCUUUUACGUCAUGCACGAGCUGGCGAAGCUGUUUUUUCAGUCACUGGAAGUCCGAUUGUCCCAUCAAACAUAUGUGAGACAACAGCCAAUGUCAACAUUCCCGUAUCUGACGGAGUUCUAUCGAUACGUCCUCAAUGCAUCGAAUCGGGCAAUCUCGAUCCAGCCUUGAUGAAGAAAAUCGAUCAAAAGACUUUAAACCAUUUAUUGUUGUUAAAGAAGAAUCUCGACAUCAUCAUGGCUGGAGCUGGUUUCAAGCUCAAUAAUCAUUAAGGCAGAAUUGAAGUCCAUCUUUCUAUAUUUUUAAUUUUGCUUUUCUCAAUUUUUUUCAUUCGCAUGUUUUCUUUUCUACUGUAAGAAAUUUUUGUAUCCUCACACAAAACAAAAAUAUUUUCUCGCUACUUCUUAAUUUCGUUUUAGACAUUUAGAUAACUUCAUGGAAUAACUAAAACUACUAAAAAAGAUGGAAAUUUCAAUUCGUUAAGAAAAGCUGAGAAUUUAUUUCGGUUUUGCAUUCCAAACAAUUUUUUCCAAUCCGCGAAUCUUUGGGAUUUACUUUACAAUUCGUCAUAUGAAUCUAUGAAAGUUUUCGUUCUCUUUUUCUUAAAUAUUUGAGAAAACAUAUCAAGAAGUAACGAAAUGUAAAUGGAAGAUAAUAAUGUUAACUUGUUCUCCUGAUUAGAUUGAAAUACAUACCUUAAUUACCUAUAUGAUAGUUUCUAAUCUUUAUGAAAAAUUCCAAGGUUGUCUCAUUGUCUCACAGCAAGUUUCGUGGGACGCAUCUUUGAAUAGAAAUAGAUGUUGCUAAUCUUGCUGUCAAGUUCUGAAACUUAAUCCAAAAAAUACGUCUGACUA
Molecule: messenger RNA, 1639 nt
Organism: Clunio marinus
Lineage: Eukaryota; Metazoa; Arthropoda; Insecta; Diptera; Chironomidae
Source: the annotation of a GenBank genome assembly